CACAUUUGAAUUUUACUCCUUCACGAGAAAAGAGGGUGCCCCAAUCUCAGGCUUCUUUUACGGUACUUAAGAAGCAACAAAGUGACCCUGUUAUGAAGCUGCCGCCGCUACGGCAGCCUAACACCGCCCCUCUCCCUCAACAACAAGUCUUCCAUUUCCAUCAGCAGCUACAAUUCCAGAGAUACCUCGGCUCCGUAGGGUGUCCAUCAAACAAUGGAAUGCAACAGAUUAUGCGACCAGGGCAGUCCACCUCAGGCAGUGGCUACAUGGAUAUUCAAAAGAAACAUGGACUAUCAAUUGGUAUCAGAGCCGAUCGAGAGCCGAUCAGAAGAACGCCUGCAGAAGACCUCUGUUAAUCUUUACGUUGUUCUUUCUGUCGAUUUUUUACUCUGUAAUCUUGUUUCUUGUUAAAAAGUUGUAAAAGUUACACCCUUAGAAUCGUCGUUUCGAAGCGAUCACGGGGUAUACUUCAGAUUUCGUUUUCUGCAAUUUCUGUACUUGAGAUAUUUCGAGUAGCAUAUGUCGAC
Messenger RNA from Cuscuta europaea, 527 nucleotides. The record is from the annotation of a GenBank genome assembly. NCBI's taxonomy places the organism in Eukaryota, Viridiplantae, Streptophyta, Magnoliopsida, Solanales, Convolvulaceae.